Messenger RNA from Zophobas morio, 1706 nucleotides. RefSeq names its product cytochrome P450 9e2-like. Gene Ontology annotation, molecular function: iron ion binding; monooxygenase activity; heme binding. Bases 212 to 1660 code for a protein of 482 amino acids. NCBI's taxonomy places the organism in Eukaryota, Metazoa, Arthropoda, Insecta, Coleoptera, Tenebrionidae. The record is from RefSeq and is a predicted model, not a curated record. The transcript has 3 exons.
AAAGGUUUUAUUCAGGACAAACUCGGGCACAUUUUGUCGGGUGUAACGACACCUUACGUCAUUUAACCGGACAUAACGCUACUAUUUCACAAUUUGUGUAAAUCUAGCUUGGUUAUAAUGUUUCAUUUCGUCACAAAAGUGUUCCAAAAUUAUGGAACUAAUGUCACACUGUGGAUUUCUCUAAUUACUUUACUAGUGACCUACAUUUACUAUGACGUACAAAAAAAAACAAAACUUCUGGAAGAAAAUGGGGGUACCCUUUAUAAAGCCCCCAUUCUUCGUUGGUAGUAUGGAAAUGAUGUCCUCAAAAUCACUUGCCGAGAAACUUCAGACUAUAUAUCACACUUACCCCGACGCAAGGUGUCAUGGUGUUAAUCAAUUUUCGUCGCCGAUUUUAGUGAUUAAAGACCCUGAUUUGAUCAAACAAGUAACAGUGAAAGACUUUGAUCACUUUGUCAAUCAUCGGUCUAUGGCAAUCCUCGACAAUGAUCCAUUCUGGAGCAAGAACCUUUUUGCCAGUCGUGACGAGAGAUGGCGCAAUUUAAGAUAUACCUUAAGUCCCUCUUUUACUAGCAGCAAAAUGAAGAUCAUGUUUAGUUUGAUCGACGAGUGUGCGCAACAAUUCGUGGACUAUUUCAAGAAACAAGACGAAGAGGUGGUUGAACUCGAAGUGAAGGACGCUUUGAGCAGAUACACCACUGACGUCAUCGCGACUACCGCAUUUGGUGUUCGUUGUAACUCGCUACAAGACAAGAAGAAUGACUUUUACUUGAUGGGGGAAGACGCUAGUAAUAUUGGUGGACUAAGACUUCUCAAGUUUGUUUUUUACGAAAUUAGUCCACUUUUGUGCAAGUUGUUACAAGUGAGACUCAUUCCGACUAAUGUUACCAAUUACUUUUCUAAAAUAAUCGAAGAUACGGUUAGAACAAGAAGGGACAAAAAUAUAGUUCGCCCCGAUAUGAUACAGUUGCUUAUGGAAGCCCAAAACAAUGAUGCCAACAACCAGAAUAAACGGGAAAUCACGCUCGAUGAUAUUAAUUCUCAAGCUUUUAUCUUCUUUCUGGCUGGGUUUGAAACGGUUUCCACUUUUCUCACGUUCAGUCUCUACGAACUCGCGCUUAAUCGGGAUGUUCAGGACCGUCUGCGGCAAGAACUUGACUCGGUGAAGGAAACGAUCACGUAUGAGACUCUUUUGGGUUUGAAAUAUCUCGACAUGGUUGUUUGUGAAAGUUUACGGAAAUGGCCACCAGCUAUUGUUACUGAUAGACAAGUCACUAAAAAUUUUACCAUCAAGCCUGAAAAACCAGGGGAAAAGGAAAUCCUGUUGGAGAAAGGUCUGACGUGUUGGAUACCCAUCAUUGGACUACACACUGAUGCUAAAUUUUAUCCCAAUCCGGAAAAGUUUGACCCGGAAAGAUUCAGUGAAGAAAAUAAGCACAAGAUUAAUUCUUCGGCGUACAUGCCGUUCGGGACUGGACCUAGGAAUUGUAUUGGUUCGAGGUUUGCAAUUUUGGAAAGCAAACUGAUUAUUUUCUACAUUUUGAGAAAUUUUGAGGUUGUACAAAUUGAGAAAACGCAAGUCCCGAUCGUUCUAGAUAAGAAGAAAAUUAAUCUAGCCGCUCAGGGGGGAGUAUGGCUGGGACUUAAAAAAAUUAAAUAGAUACGAUUUAACUAUUUUAACCUUCAAAAUAUAUAAAUUCAAAUGU